Vollenhovia emeryi is the source of this 3480-nucleotide messenger RNA. It is a transcript of the gene CycA, whose product is annotated as cyclin-A2. Bases 86 to 1609 code for a protein of 507 amino acids. Gene Ontology annotation, cellular component: cyclin A2-CDK2 complex; cytoplasm; nucleus. Gene Ontology annotation, biological process: mitotic cell cycle phase transition; regulation of cyclin-dependent protein serine/threonine kinase activity. Gene Ontology annotation, molecular function: cyclin-dependent protein serine/threonine kinase regulator activity. The transcript has 6 exons. The record is from RefSeq and is a predicted model, not a curated record. Lineage: Eukaryota; Metazoa; Arthropoda; Insecta; Hymenoptera; Formicidae.
CUCCCCCUCCCUAGUCCCGGUGGUCGACGUUGUCACGAUUUCUUCCGCGCGUCAAGAGGUAACCGUCGCGAGCCAACCGGCGAGGAUGGCGACGAUCAGGCAUCUGCACCAGGAGGACCAGGAGAAUCGCAUCGCCGGCGAUCUGCGCGGCCGCGGUAAGGAGAACCUCGCCGCCGCCGCCGAUCUGCGCCGCAGCAAGGAGACCCUCCUCGCCGCCGCCGCGGCCGCCGCUUCCGAUCUGUGCGCCCGCAGCAAGGAUACCCUCGUCGCUACCGCCAUGAGCACGCAGACGUUACACCAGAAACGCGCCGUCCUUGGUGUCCUGCACAACAAUGCUCACAACAAUGCGCGGAACGGCACGAAGCCCCAGGAGAUCUAUAAGGAUGAGAAGCAUCUCAAAACAAUAUAUAUACCUGUGCCCUCCGAGCCCUUCAAAGUUUACGAGGAGGACUCUUACAAGAAGGAGGAACCAGCCUUCAAGAUUUACGAGGAUAAGCUGGAGGUGGAGGCGUCCGUCGCGCUUAGGAACUCGAAGAAGAAUGAGGAAGCGAAAGCAGUGCAAGAAACGACCGCAAAGUCCGAUAGAGAACAGCCGGCAUUAGACUACGACGCGGGCACUUUGGACAGCACGUCCACCUACGUACUUUGUAGUGAGCUCGACAAAAUCUAUCCAGUUAAGGCGAAAGCCUUAUCGCAGGACAGUCCCAUGUCUGUGGGGAUGUCAUUGGAGAAGUCUCUCCCGAAUAGCAGUUCCUCCAACAACGAGUACAGAACCAGAAGGGAAUGUAACAAGGGAUUGAGAACCAGUUUCUUUGACGUAGACGAAUACAGGGCUGAUAUAUACAAUUAUUUACGGGAAUCGGAGUUGCUGCAUAGACCAAAGCCCGGCUACAUGAAGAAACAGCCUGAUAUCACGUAUUCAAUGAGGUCUAUAUUGAUAGACUGGCUGGUAGAGGUAGCUGAAGAAUAUCGAUUGCAGGACGAGACUCUUUACUUGUCGAUUUCGUAUAUCGAUCGCUUUUUAUCGUACAUGAGCGUUGUAAGAGGAAAGUUACAACUCGUUGGGACUGCCGCUAUGUUCAUCGCGGCGAAAUACGAGGAGAUUUAUCCGCCCGAUGUAGGAGAAUUUGUAUAUAUCACAGAUGAUACGUAUACGAAGACGCAAGUGAUAAAAAUGGAGAAUUUGAUAUUGAAGGUUUUGUCGUUCGAUUUAACUGUACCGACGCAUUACUCGUUCCUUAUGGAAUAUUGUAUCAGCAAUAACUUGUCGGAUAAGAUAAAAUUUUUGGCGAUGUACCUGUGCGAGCUGUCGAUGCUCGAGGGAGACCCGUACUUACAAUAUUUGCCCAGUCAUUUGGCUGCGUCCGCGAUAGCACUAGCACGGCACACGUUACACGAAGAGAUUUGGCCACACGAAUUGGAACUGUCAACCGGAUACUACUUGAAGCCUCUUAAGGAAUGUAUUGCGUACUUGAGCAGAACCUUCUCCAAUGUCCCCAACAUCCAACAAACGGCGAUACAGGAGAAGUACAGAAGCAGCAAAUACGGCCAUGUAUCCUUGCUGUUGCCUCGUAGCACCGAGGCGGUGUCGUGCGAGGACGAAGAUUAAAAGAGAAAAGCGCUUAGUAAAGAAUAUUGUCAGACAGACACAGGAUAAAAAUAACUUUUUUUUUCUGUGUUUAAAUUGGUAAUUGAAUAACGAACCUUCCACAACAGCCCGGAACAUUCUGAAAUGAGAAUGAAGAAGGGGAUCGGGACUGACCUGCCAUUCCUACAAAACGGAAGGAAGAAAGCGUACGGUUUAUUUCUUUCUGUUAGCUCGUUGCAGUCUGGUCGGUACAUUUUGCGAGAGCAAAAUGAUACCUGGCUCUCCUACCUUCAUCACACGCAUCUUGUAUCAUCGUCUUCAUACUCUCGAGUCAUGACUGAAUGAAAAUUUUAAUAGCUGUUCUAGAGUCUCAUCAUGUCAAAUACAUGAAACUCUAGAGAGAGAGGGGGGGAGAGCGAGAUAAUACAUUGUCUAGAAAUUGUAUUUUUUAUAAGUACUUUUUAGAGGAUUGUGAAAACAACAAAUGCUUUUGCCGCGAUACACGCAAACGGCUAAAAAUUCGAUUACAAGUAAACCACCUCUAUAAUAAGAGUCGAUAAGCAAAGCGAUUUUGUAUUUAUUAUUAAUCGUUUUACCGUUAGGUGCACGCCAAUUAACGAUAAAAACGACGAUAUUCUAUUUGGGAUAUUUCCGCGAAAUUAAUUUGCAAUUAUUUCGAUCACUUUUUCAGUCCUUGUACAGUUAUUUAUUUACAACAUUCUAGGUACCGUAAUUAAUAUCAAAUGCGUAGUUUGUUUUAUUAGGAAUUUAAGGUAUCUUUUAUAUAUAUAUAUCCCUGUAUUACAUUAUAUACAAGCAUAUUAGAUUAUACGCUGUGCAAGAUUACAUUGUCAAUUCUCCCUUGGCACAAAAUCGUUUUUGAGUUUCUCUACAAGAACAUGCGUGCUAGCUGUUUUUUUUUACAUCCCAUCAUUUAUAAUGCAUGAAUGUAAACUUAUUGGCAUCAAUUAAAUUUUAAUACAUUCGUUUCGAUGACGCGUAUUUACGUUUUCGACCGUAUUGACCGUGCAAUAUUGCACAGCACAAUUACCGCAUUUUAACAUAACGCAAAAUACCUAGGUGUUCAUCAAAUCUAACAAACUGCAUGAGAGUAUGUUCGUAUGAAAUUUUAAAUACAGAUAUAAAAAAAUGUUAUGGAAUUGUAUACCGUUACAUGUUCAGUUCUAUGUUAAUUGUAAAUUAUAUCGUCUGCUCCAUGGUGUAGUAUAUAGUUGACGUGGCAAGAGGACUAGAAUUUCUCGGAGGUUACUAUUGCUGAACUGAAAGAAAAAAAUUGAAGUAGCCUGAGAUGGGCCGAAAAGACAGAAUUAAAAUUUGUCGCAGCUUCUCCACAAUAUGCACAACGUACAAACAUCGAAAUUUACGGAUAAAGUAAAAAAUGGAAUUAAACUUUGGAAGGAAUUGGUAGGAUAAAAUUUAAAUUUCGAAGAGAAUAAUUUCUACUUAGGCUUCCACUACAAAUGCUUCAAAGCGAUUCUCUUCUAUCUUUAGUGAAGGAAAGGAGAAGACUAGCUUGGGAGUAUUUGUAGCAGCAGCUUGACUGCAGCCUUAGAAAAAUCUGGUUUUAAACCAAGGUUUUAUCUACCAAGACUUUUCCCUGGUAAUGUUGAAAACUGAAAACGUGAUACAUACGAAUAUUUUUUAUACUAUAUUUUCAUAUUUAUAUAUCGGACAUAGUACGUUCUGUACCACGUUAAUAAAUAAAAUAUUUUUCGGAGCCGUUUCGACGUAACACAAAAUCGUUGUAUCAAACGUUUCCGUAGCGAGUUUGUAGACGAAAGUAUGACUAAGAUAACAAUUGUAAAUACCAAAAAUUCAUUCUUUUUACGGAAGUCUUGGAAGGAAUAAAAAGGAAGAAUGAAACACUGUCA